AUGGGCUCGCGCAACGAGGACCGGUCCUUCAGCACCAUGGGCGCGUCGGGCGUCGCCAUCGCGCCGCACAUCCGCGACGCCCUCGAGCAGGCGCGCCUCGCGGCCCAGGAGUCCGAGGCGCCGCGGGAGCCGCUCAUGGAGGCGCCGUCCUUCCCCAAGCCCGCGAGCGAGACGGCCCGGGACGCGGAGGACCUGCGGAAGGCGCUCGAGCGCGCGAACGCCGUCGAGGGCGACCUGAGCCGCGCGCUGCUCAAGGUGUCGUCGAGCGGCCGCCGCGAGUCGAGCCUGGUGAACCGUCUGGCCGAGAAGGAGAAGCAGGUGCGGGACCUGCGGGCCUACGUCCACGACGCGCUCCGGCUCCGCGACAAGGCGCACGCCUACCUGCGCGCGUCGCACCUCGACCCGGCCGUCUUCGGGAUGUUAGGCCCAUUCUAUGACUAG
Messenger RNA from Aureococcus anophagefferens, 441 nucleotides. RefSeq lists its product as hypothetical. The record is from RefSeq and is a predicted model, not a curated record. NCBI's taxonomy places the organism in Eukaryota, Pelagophyceae, Pelagomonadales, Pelagomonadaceae. Bases 1 to 441 code for a protein of 146 amino acids. The transcript is spliced from 2 exons.